Molecule: messenger RNA, 1278 nt
Organism: Melozone crissalis (California towhee)
Lineage: Eukaryota; Metazoa; Chordata; Aves; Passeriformes; Passerellidae
Product: Fc receptor-like protein 3
Exons: 8
Coding region: 1-1278 (425 amino acids)
Biological process (GO): cell surface receptor signaling pathway
Molecular function (GO): transmembrane signaling receptor activity
Source: RefSeq, a predicted model, not a curated record
AUGGCCAGGAAGGUGGCGCUGAUCCUGUGGGCCCAGACCCUCGGCCUCACUGGUGCCCAGAUCACCCAGCUCUUGGUGGAGCCCCCCUGGAGGCCGGCAGUGCUGUGGGACCGGGUGACACUGACCUGUCAGGGCUUGGGGGCCACCAGUGCCACCACCUGGUACACGGAUAAGGACGGGGAGCGCUGGUGGCAGGAGGGACGCGAAAACUUCACUGUCACCAAGAGUGUCACCUACACGUGUUACAAACCUGACUCUGGACUCAGCCCACCUGUGAGAGUCUCAAAAGGCUGGCUGGUGCUGCAGGCGCCGGCGCGGGCGCUGCUGGUGGGGGACAUGGUGACACUGCGCUGCCAGGGCUGGUGGAACAGCACAGUCACCUCAGUGUCCUUCUACCACAAUGGGAAGAAAUUGGAGAGGUUCCAUAAAGGCACUGAGCUGUCACUGUCCCCCCUGCAGCUGAACCACAGCGGCCACUACCUCUGCAGGGGCCAGGUGGUGUCACAGUGGAGAGAGUCAGAGCGGGUGACAGUGAGAGUGCACAAUGUCCCACUCUCGGGAGUGUCCCUGUCAGCGCAGCCGCCCAGGGGACAGGUGGCACUGGGGGACCGCCUGGUGCUGAGCUGCAUGGUGGCUGCAGGGACAGGUCCCCUGUCCUUCUCCUGGCACCGGGAGGGCUCGGGGGCACUGCUGGGUACCGGACCCCGCCUGGAGCUGCGCCACAUUGGGGACAAUGACAGCGGCCAGUACUGGUGUCGGGUCAGCGACAGGGACAGCGUAGCUGAGAGUGACCCCCUGAAUGUCACCGUCCUGGUGCCUGUGGCCAAUGCUACCAUCACCCCACGUCCCCUGGCACACCAGGUGCAUGCACGUGACAACGUGACCCUGCGCUGCUCAGUGCAGGUGGGCUCACGCCCUGUCACCUUCACCUGGCUGCACAAUGGGCAGGAGGUGGCCUGGGGUUCCCUCCUGGAGCUCAGGGACAUCGAUGUGGGACAUUCAGGCACCUACCAGUGCAUGGCCACCAACCAGCAGGGAGAGGAUGGGCACGGCGUGUUCCAGGCCCUCAGCCCAGAGCUGGCCCUGGCGUUGGCACCUGGCUCACCCUGGGUCACAGCAGUGGCUGUGAAUGUCGGCAGGACCCUCCUGUUCCUUCUCCUGCUUCUGGCUGUCCUCGGGGGUUGUCACUGGUGGCACCACCAGGAAGUGACCAACACGGAGCUGUCAGGACCCUACAAGGGACAUUGCGACCCCCGUGACUACGAGGACAUCCUGUGA